UGAAUGCAAGAUCCUCCACUAAUUCUCUUCCCCUUUGUGAACAAACCCCUCCCUCAUCUUCUUCUUCUAGAGGCUUCUUUCUCUGCUGCAAGUCAAUGGCGUCCGAUCUCGUCACCAAGGCGAAGGAGGCUUUCAUCGACGACCACUUCGAACUCGCCGUUGACCUCUACUCUCAGGCCAUCCUCAUCGACCCUACCAAUGCCGACCUCUUCUCCGAUCGUGCUCAGGCCAAUAUCAAACUCCAUAACUUCACCGAAGCUGUGUCUGAUGCAAACAAAGCAAUUGAGUUGGACCGCUCGAAUCCAAAGGCAUAUCUGCGCAAAGGCACUGCAUGUUUCAAUCUUGAAGAAUAUCAGACUGCUAAAACAGCCUUUGAAGCUGGUGCUGCUUUAGUUCCAGAAGACAAAAGAUUCGGUGAAUGGAUAAAAAAGUGCGACAACUGCAUUGCAGAGGAAAAUGAUGAGCUGUCAACGCCAUCACCGGCUGCAACGUCUGCUGAGGUUGUUGCUAAAACCGAUGCUGCGCCAAAAGAAACUGAACCAGUAAAUAACGUCACGCCAGCCAAACCAAAAUACAGGCAUGAGUUCUAUCAAAAACCAGAGGAGGUAGUUGUGACCAUAUUUGCAAAGGGCAUACCAGCUGAAAGUGUUACAGUUAACUAUGGGGAACAAAUUCUAAGUGUAUCCAUUGACGUGCCCGGAGAAGAGAAAUAUGUUUUUCAACCUCGCCUGUUCGGAAAGAUAGUCCCUGCAAACUGCAAAUAUAAUAUUCUCUCAACCAAGAUAGAAAUCCGUCUUGCAAAAGUUGAACCCAUCCACUGGACAUCUCUUGAAUUUAACAAUAACAUUGUGGUUGCGAGAAGCAGCAUCGUCUCAACAGGUAAUCGAAGGCCUGUGUACCCUUCUUCAAAACCAACAAAGGACUGGGAUAAACUUGAAGCCCAAGUGAAAAAGGAGGAAAAAGACGAAAAGCUUGAUGGUGAUGCAGCUUUGAAUAAAUUCUUCCGUGAGAUUUAUUCAGAUGCUGACGAGGAUACUAGACGCGCCAUGAGUAAAUCUUUUGUGGAGUCGAAUGGAACGGUGCUAUCAACAAACUGGAAAGAGGUGGGAGCAAAGGAAGUUGAAGGAACCCCUCCAGACGGCAUGGAACUGAAAAAGUGGGAAUAUUAAAGUUUUGAGCACAGCAUUUGUGUAAAAUAAAUUUCCUUGAUGUUUUUUUGGUGGUUUUGCUGGCCUUGUCUUGUACUUGUCUAUUCUUUUUUUGUGAAGCAAAACCUGUUUACUUUUCUUCUAGUAGCCUUUUGUGUUGGUAUUAUAUAUGACGUGUUUUUGUUCGCGACUUAAAACGCUUUCUGGGACUUUGUAUAUCUUUGUUUAGACUGCGUAUUUGUCGUGUUACAGAAUAUCUUUGUUGGUAUUUAGAUGAUUAUGGUUCUGUUUCG
Molecule: messenger RNA, 1441 nt
Organism: Helianthus annuus (common sunflower)
Lineage: Eukaryota; Viridiplantae; Streptophyta; Magnoliopsida; Asterales; Asteraceae
Product: protein SGT1 homolog B
Exons: 10
Coding region: 96-1169 (357 amino acids)
Biological process (GO): protein stabilization; defense response to fungus
Cellular component (GO): cytoplasm; nucleus
Molecular function (GO): protein-folding chaperone binding
Source: RefSeq, a predicted model, not a curated record